Molecule: messenger RNA, 1394 nt
Organism: Megachile rotundata (alfalfa leafcutting bee)
Lineage: Eukaryota; Metazoa; Arthropoda; Insecta; Hymenoptera; Megachilidae
Gene: bwa
Product: alkaline ceramidase
Biological process (GO): ceramide catabolic process
Cellular component (GO): membrane
Molecular function (GO): hydrolase activity, acting on carbon-nitrogen (but not peptide) bonds, in linear amides
Source: RefSeq, a predicted model, not a curated record
AGAUUUGCACUUGAAUUUACAUCAUGCAUUGUUAUACGUAUAACCUUGUUUUCGAUUUUUGAUAACAAUGUAAGCAAGAUGAUUGUUUAUCACGUAGAUCACGUAUUUGUGAAACAUCAUUUGUAUAGAGCAUAAUAAAUAUGUCUCAUAUUCUGUGCAUACAUAAGAAGUUAUUAAUGUUUAUCUGUAAAACUGAUUUUAUCUGAAAAUAUAUAACGUUGAUCAAAGACAUUAUAAACGUUUCCUUUGUUACAUAUGUCACCAAUUUCAAAUAGUACGUGGGAGUAUACUUAGAAAUUUUUAUAUUUAUAAAAACUAAGUAAAAUUAUACAUCUUCAAUAUGUGGAAACCAUUUGAAGCUGGUAGUUCACCAGUUGACUGGUGUGAACGAAAUUAUAGUAUUUCUUCUAGUAUUGCAGAAUUUAUGAAUACGCUAAGUAACGUGGUAUUUUUAUUACUUCCUCCUGUUCUUAUGCAUCUCUUCAGAGAUUAUGCAAGAUUUGUAAACCCUGGAAUUCAUAUAAUUUGGUUUUUACUGAUGAUAGUAGGUCUUAGCAGUGCAUAUUUUCACGCUACCUUAUCUCUUAUUGGACAAUUGUUAGAUGAAUUAGCAAUUUUAUGGGUAUACAUGGCUGGCUUUUGCAUGUUCUUUCCAAGAAGGUAUUUCCCAAAUAUUUUACACAAUGACAGGAAACUGUUUGCUAUAUGUGCAACUUUACCAACUUUAAUUGCAACUGGUUUAUCACUUAUACACCCUGCAAUAAAUGCAUUUGCAUUAAUGACUCUUGGUAUUCCUGCAUUUGGAUUUAUGGUCAUUGAAUUAAAAAGGACAAAAUCAAUGAGAGUGUAUAGACUUGGUUUACGAUGUGGUGCUGUAUGGUUACUAGCAGUUGUUUGCUGGCUAAAUGAUCGUUUAUUUUGUGAUACUUGGUUAAAUUUGAACUUCCCUUAUUUACAUGCACUUUGGCAUUUAUUUAUUUUCAUUGCAAGUUACACAGCAACUGUACUUUUUGCAUAUUUUUCUGUAAAAGAAGAAAAACCACAACAAUCACCUGUACUAAAAUAUUGGCCAAAGGAUGAUUUUGAACUUGGUAUACCAUAUGUAACCAUUAAAAGUUACAUUAAGCUUGAUGUAAAUACAAAUAUAUAAAUAACAACUUGAAUAUUAUAAAGACUGCUUUAAAUUGACUAAAUAUUGAUUAAUGAUUUUAAAUACUUACUUAAAUUGUAGUAAGUAAUGAAGUACAUUAUUUACUUUGCUGACUUACAGAUUAACUUUGUAUAAGUGUUUUUAUAAAAAGAAACAUACUUUACAAUCUCUACUUAAAAGAUAGUCUCGACUUUUUAAAUUUGUGAUAAUAUUCUAGUUAUAUUACUUUUUUAUAAGUAGAUGU